UACUCUUGAACUAGUAACAUUUUAAUUUCAGUAGUUUUUUUCGUGAUUUGUCAUUUACAUACAUAGUUUUCAUUUGUCAAAUUGUUUUAUGAUUCAGUUAGGAAAUGUUUAUUCAUUGAAAAAAAAUAACGAGUGCCUAUUAUGGGGCAAACACUUUAUAGGUGCUAAGGCUACAGCUGUGACUAAAACAAAAUUCCUAUCCUCAUGUGUCUAUGUCUAUCUGGCAAUGGCUGGAGACAGUAUCAGUAAGUGGGUAUAAAACAUUAAGGUAUUGUGAGGAUCUGCCAAAAAAUACUAUAAAUAGGCUGCCAGUAACAUAGUUAGGGAGAUGAGGCACACAAAAAGUCAAUAAUGAUGACAGAACACCCAGUCAGUGCCUUUAGCUAUACAUUGGGUGUGUAGGAGGGAAAAAUGUAUGUUUCGUGUUUCAUGAAUGAGAUACGGCAUGCUAAAAUGUGUUGGGGGUUAGUCUCACACUGUGUUCUACAGAUUAUAUUUGUAGGUAAAAGCAGUGGAUACAUUUGGGAUUUUGAGACGCUUCAUUGUAAAAAGAACCAUUCCUUUGCGUAGGCAGUAGCCAGUAAUUUAGGAAAGGGUCGCAGUAAAGAUUUCCAAUAGCAUUUGUCCUGUUUUAUUGUAUUCUUAAAAAAAAAAAAAAAAAGAAUUCUUACCAGUGUAAAAUUUGGAGUUAACACAUUUAAACAGAAUUAAAGAAAUUUUAAAGUUUCUAAAUGAUUAAAGAAAGACUAGGUGAGUAGAGUUUCAUUCACUCUGUCGUUAGUUAAUUUCCCUUUCUCAUUUGUUUUGUUGGUUCUGUGUUUUCUCCUUGUUUUGUGCAGAUGUUCCAUUGGGACUGUUUCCCAGAUUACUUUCUAAAUUAGCCAGCUGGGGUUACUUUACAAAACAGUAUGUAAUUUUUUUCCUUCUCCAUGCUAAACAGACUUGUUCUGCAGAACAGCGAGCUUGUAAUCAGUUCAGACUAAUUCUUCAUCACACUGUUAUAUGGAGGAAGGAUUUUAAUUAUUAGAGCUAAUUAAUAACACAGUGUACUGUAGGAAAAGAUCUACAUUCAAUUAUUAAAUAAUAAAUACCAAACCUCUGUAAGGCUUAAUAUCGUAGUACUAGUGAUUUACGAUUAUUAUACAUUGUUUGAGUAAUGAACAGUUCAUUCAUGUUCAUAAUUAAUUAUACAAACAGGAUACUGAAUCAGUUCCAGCCCAAUACCUUCUUCUUUGACAUUGGCACAGAGAUGUUGGAUCAUAAUUGGUCUCCAUAAUAUAGAAUCUUCUAAUUGUCUUUUUGAAGAUUUAAAAACUUGACAAAGAGUGUUUUUUAAUCAUAAAAUGGGAAAAAAGUGAAAAAUGCAGAAAUGUAUAAAGAGGAUAACCUUGAUGGGAUGCUCGUCCCCCAUUAUUUGGAUAUAAAAUUAUUUCUAAUUAUUGUUCUUAAGCAUAUCUUUGUAUACAAAUCUUUGCCUCUAAUUAUUUCCCAAAAAUAGAUUCUAAGAAGAGACGUUUUCAACAUGAAGGGUGCGAAGUCUUACAAGAUUCUUGCAUACUUACUCUUUUUUUUCCUAGAAAGCAUGUGCCAGGUUUACUCCUACAGCAUACUCCUUCAUGCUCUCACCAAUAUUGACUAUUUUAAAAGGCCGAGAGUGGUGUUUUAAUUUGAAAAUUUUAAUUUCUAGUGAAUCUGUCCACUUUUAUAUGCUUGUUGACUUGGAUAUUUUUUGUAUUCUUAGUCAACUGUUUCUAUUAAAGUGUUUUUUAAAGAUUUGUAAGAGCUCUUCAUUAUGUAUUAAUUAUUUUAACCCACUGUCAGGUUUAUCGGAAAGUAUCUUUUCUUUUUGACUUGUCUUUCGGCUGUAGCCUGUGAAUUGGUGUCCCUUCCUACAGGCUUUUUCAAUCAAUUCUUCAAACACCACCUUUAUAUAUUGUGGUCAAAAGCCUAAAAUGUCUUCCUGUAACAUAAAAUAUCAAGUCUUAAACUAGUAAUUCUCAAACUUUAGUGUGAAAAGGAUCAUUUUCAGAGAGGUAUGUUUGAAAUGUAGAUUGCCAGAUUUAGGUUCUGUGAAUCCAACCUAGGACUCGGGAGCCUUCAUUUUUAAUAAGAAUUCCAUAUUCUGAUAUAGAUGAUAAGCAGACUGCCCUUUGAGAAACAGUGUUUUAAACUUCUUAGCCUGGCAUUCAGGGCUUUUGAUGAUAUGCCCUAGCUUAGUAUUUGCCUAUAUUCCCCGAUGUGAAAACUGCUCUUGCUGGAGUUAUCUACUCACUGUCUCCUGAGGAUUGCAUAGACAAAUCCACCUUCAAGCCCUUGUGACUACAAGUGCUAUCUAAAUAUAAGGUAAUUAUGCUAUCUUCCCUGGAAUUUCUUCCACUUUCUACUUUGUUCAAGCCCUAGCGUCACUUUGAGAUGCAGCUCUGUUUCCAUCUUUUCAUAAAAGCCUUCCCUGACACUUUAAGCAGAUUGAGUUGCUUCCCUUCUAUGGCCCUAGGUAGUCAUGUAUGACCUUUCAUUGUUCCCUGCGUCGUUGGUUUUUUUUUUUUUUAUGUGAGUAAUCUCAUAUUGGAAACCCUGGUGGCGUAGUGGUUAAGAGCUACAGCUCCUAACCAAAAUGUCGGCAGUUCAAAUCCACCGUGCACUCCUUGGUAACUCUUAUGAGACAGUUCUACUCUAGGGUUGCUGUGAGUCGGAAUUAACUCAGUGGCAGUGGGUUUUGGUUUUUGGAAUCUCAUUGUUCAUUAUUCAUUGGCAGGAUUUUUACCUUGUAUCUUUUUUUUAAACCUUCCACAGAACCUGUGUGGAAAUAAACACAAAUGCCCAUGCCUUUAUGAAUCUAGGCUAUUUUGAAAUAUUCACUGACAUUCAGUGAAUAUUUUUAAAAAUGAAACCAAUUUGUUCUUCCCAUUCACCUCGUCCAUAGCCUUUAAUUCUACAGAUUUUAUUUGUAUUAUCUCUAAGCCGUGGUCAUUAAAGUUUGAAGAGUGCCUCAUCUUUUUAAUUUAUCAUGAUGUUCCUUCACCCCAUGGUUUGUAAUUCUGUUGAUUGUUGAUAGGUUAUCAGUAGCUCUAAUUUCAUGUAUUAUUGCAGUUUAAUAUUAUUAGCAUUAGUUUUUUUUUCUGACAGGAAGAUUUUGGACUUUAUGGGGAGGAUGCCUUACAGAAUUGCACGGGAAGCCCUUUAGAUUAUGGUCAUUUCUAGUUUGAUGUGUUGUAGAUCUCUCCCUGACAGCUCCACCCCAGAUGAUCAGGUCCCUGACCUAGAUCUGCAGUCUAACAGUAAUAUCCUGAGUUGUUUCUCCAAUGACUAGAACUAAGGCUGACACUGGGGAAAGGAAAGGAGAUUCCUGUAUCUCCGCAGCCUGGAUUUGAUGCUAACUGUUGAGUAGCAAUUUUAGAGAUGCCUCUUACCUUCAUUUCUCUGUAAACCAGCCCCCUGGGAAAAAGAAUGACAGCAUAUGCUGGGGAAAUGAAAGGGGUUGGUGAGGGCAAUCUAGUCAACAUCUGUCACUCCAUUGCUUGUUAGGAUUAUUUUAGCUGAUUUGUCUGACUGGGCAGGUGUCCCCUUUCUCCCUCAGUGCUCCAUGUGCAUCCCUCUUGAAGCUUCGCACUCUGUUGAAGAGGACACUCAUCUCAGUCAUUAUUUAGAGGCAAGGUCCUUGAAUGAGAGAGAUUAUCGGGACCGGAGGUACAUUGAUGAAUACAGAAAUGACUACUGCGAAGGAUACGUUCCUAGGCAUUAUCACAGAGACAUUGAAAGCAGUUAUCGAAUCCACUGCAGUAAAUCUUCAGGCCGAAGCAGGAAAAGCAGUCCAAAAAGGAAGCGUAAUAGACACUGUUCAAGUCAUCAGUCACGUUCGAAGAGCCACCGAAGGAAAAGACCCAGGAGUAUAGAGGAUGAUGAGGAGGGUCACCUGAUCUGUCAAAGUGGAGACGUUCUAAGAGCAAGAUAUGAAAUCGUGGAUACUUUGGGUGAAGGGGCUUUUGGCAAAGUUGUAGAGUGCAUUGACCAUGGCAUGGAUGGCAUGCAUGUGGCAGUGAAAAUUGUAAAAAAUGUAGGUCGAUACCGUGAAGCAGCUCGUUCGGAAAUUCAAGUAUUGGAGCAUUUAAAUAGUACUGAUCCCAAUAGUGUCUUCCGAUGUGUCCAGAUGCUGGAAUGGUUUGAUCAUCAUGGUCAUGUUUGUAUUGUGUUUGAGCUGCUGGGACUUAGUACCUAUGAUUUCAUUAAAGAAAACAGCUUUCUGCCAUUUCAGAUUGACCACAUCAGGCAGAUGGCAUAUCAGAUCUGCCAGUCAAUAAAUUUUUUGCAUCAUAAUAAAUUAACUCAUACAGAUCUGAAGCCUGAAAAUAUUUUAUUUGUGAAGUCUGACUAUGUAGUCAAAUAUAAUUCUAAAAUGAAACGUGAUGAACGCACACUGGAAAACACAGAUAUCAAAGUUGUUGACUUUGGAAGUGCAACGUACGAUGAUGAACAUCACAGCACUUUAGUGUCUACACGGCAUUACAGAGCUCCAGAGGUCAUUUUAGCUCUAGGUUGGUCUCAGCCUUGUGAUGUUUGGAGCAUAGGUUGCAUUCUUAUCGAAUAUUACCUUGGUUUCACAGUCUUUCAGACUCAUGAUAGUAAAGAGCACCUGGCAAUGAUGGAACGAAUAUUAGGACCCAUACCAACACACAUGAUUCAGAAAACAAGGAAACGGAAGUAUUUUCACCAUAACCAGCUGGAUUGGGAUGAACAUAGUUCUGCUGGUAGAUAUGUUAGGAGACGCUGCAAACCAUUAAAGGAAUUUAUGCUAUGUCAUGAUGAAGAACAUGAGAAGCUAUUUGACCUGGUUCGAAGAAUGUUAGAAUAUGAUCCAGCUGAAAGAAUUACCUUGGAUGAAGCAUUGCAGCAUCCUUUCUUUGACUUAUUAAAAAAGAAAUGAAAUGGAAAUCAGUGGUCUUACUGUAUAUAUACUUCUCUAGAAGAGAUUACUUAAGACUGUGUCAGUCAACUAAACAUUCUAAUAUUUUUGUAAACAUUAAAUUAUUUUGUGCAGUUAAGUGUAAAUACUGUAUGUUUUGUAUCAAUAGCAUUAUCUUGUUAAGCAAAUAUGGUCUUGGUAAUGAAUGAAAUACAAAAGUUAAAAUUAAAUUUCCUUUUUGAUCUUAAUUAUCAUUUUUAAAGACCUUUGGAAUAUAUUUUGUGUCUGGUGAUAAAUGUGAUUGGUCUUGCUUUUUGUACGUGGAGGUUGACUCUUUAAAGUGAUUUUUUUGAGUAAAGGAAAUCUUGACUAUUUUUGUUCUUAAAUGAAUAUUCGUAUAUCCCUCAAAUUCAGAACUGUUUAAAAGUUUUUCCUGUAAUUGUUGGAUACUAGGUGGUAUACACACAGGUAUUGGAAACCAAAAUCCAUAGGAAAAUGCCUAUGUGGGGAAUCUUAUUAAAUUGUGAGUAUUGUAUUCCUUCUCAUUUGGGUGAUGUUGAUGAUAAGGAGGCAUUAGUAGAAAGAUACCCAGUUUGCCCACCCUGGUUUUAAUAAAAAGAAUAUACACGCUUCAUAUAAGAUUACAGUCAAACUGAAACGUUGGCUUGGAGAAUCGUAUUUGUUAAGGGCUGUUUGGUCAGUUGCAAGCAUAUAAAUAGUAAUUCUGAUGACUGAGGUUUUAGUUUUUAAUGCCAAGUCCUAAGGAGUCUUGAAAAUGUCGUAACAUCUGUUUCCUUAUCAAGUCAAGUGAAUCUUUACAUCUCAGCCGGUAAGAAUUAAGGGCUAUUAUUAAGCAGUUCAUGUUUGUGUUAAUCUGUACUGGAGAAAAAGAAGGAUUUGAUUGGAGGACACUUUCAGGCAGGAGCUCUUCAGAAAUUUCUAGAACCUAAUUGGUGGUUAACAAACUUUUUGAUUGUAGGUAUUGUUCUUAUGAUACCUGUUCUCACAUAAAAACUACGUGGUAACUGUUAAGUUAAAAACAAUCUAUUGAUAUCGUUCAGUCUGCCAGGUAGAAAUUUAUUUCAUUGUAGGAUUCAAAUAGGUUGUUUUUUGUUAAAAGUGUCCCCAUUUCACAAAUGCAUUACACCAAAGAUUUGAAUUUUAUUUGUUCAUGUGUUGUAGACAUAAAAUGCAUGGAAUUUUCUUGAAUGACAAAUAGUAAGUGAAACCAGUCUGGGUGCCGUAAGUUAUCCAGGGGAACAUUAGCCAGUAUAGGAAGGCCACGUUCCUAAAGUUGACUAAUAAUUUGGGAACGCUGAAACAAGUUUUAUUAUAGAAUCACUACAUAAAUUAUGUUUAGGCCUCUGCUGCAAUCCGUGUAUAGUGAAUGUACCUUCAGAAUAGUUAAAUGUAUCAUAAGAGAUUUUUUUGAGGGGUACAGAGUAUUUGAUGUAAAAGUUGCUUUUUCCUAAGCCUAGGCACGUUGCUGGCCAUUGAUCUGCCAUCCUUUAUUUCCCUUUUCCAUUCAUCCAGUGCCGCUACUGCCUAAGCCUCCUGUCCUUUUCCCCAGCAAGUACUUCACUUUCCUAAAUUAACCUUGAUUCUCUCCCCCAUUAAAGACUGAUUUUCUCAGAAUAACUGACCUCAGGAUAUAGGAGGAAAGGAAACUUAUAUUUGUUACUAAGAAAUGAUUGCUGACCCUUUUUCCUUCUGAAAAGUAUUUCUUCCAAAAGGUACUUGCUAAUUUUUAGGCCUGAUUCAUGGAAACUUAAAAAAUUAGAUAGAUGGAAGAAUGUUUAACAGGGUGUUUAUCAGUCUGGGCUCAUGAGUAUCUGUUGUCAACCUUCCCCUCCCUCUCUUUAAUUGCCUUUUUUCUACUUCUGAACUCACUUUCUAGAAGCUCCAGGUGUUUUGACAGUGUUGGGAGCUUCAGUACUAAAAGGGAAAGGUUCUGAAUGGCUAGUGUGUAAGUAAAUAUGAGUCAUUGGAAAUUUAGAUAUUUUUCUUAAACAAUAACAUGCCUCAGUUUAUUUCUAGCAAUUUUAUUCAAGCUAAGGCUGGUUUUCUUAAUGAGAUAUUUUAAAGUGUAGCUAAAUUGGUUAUUUCCAGUGUUUCUGCUGCUGUUUAUUGAGGUAUUGGCAUUCAUCCAUUCAUUCAACAAGACUUUCAGAGUAGAUGAAUAAAAUUGAUGCCUGCUAUUAUUAAAUUGACAGAAGCAACUACCCUGUGAAAUUUUUAUGGUUCAUUAAAUUAAAAAAAAUUCUUGUCAAUAAUCUUAAAAAGUGCUAGAGGCUAGAGAAAUUAGAAAUGACUUGCCCAAGUAUCUCAAUAAAUGUGGCUGAA
Loxodonta africana (African savanna elephant) is the source of this 7243-nucleotide messenger RNA. RefSeq names its product CDC like kinase 4 (gene CLK4). Gene Ontology annotation, cellular component: nucleus. The transcript has 12 exons. Bases 3584 to 4921 code for a protein of 445 amino acids. Gene Ontology annotation, biological process: peptidyl-tyrosine phosphorylation; regulation of RNA splicing. The record is from RefSeq and is a predicted model, not a curated record. NCBI's taxonomy places the organism in Eukaryota, Metazoa, Chordata, Mammalia, Proboscidea, Elephantidae. Gene Ontology annotation, molecular function: protein tyrosine kinase activity; ATP binding; protein serine/threonine kinase activity.